AAGUAGAUAGCGCGAAGAAGGAUACGAAAAUAAGGAUCAUGAAGAGAGAUGAGGUUUUGGAGAUGCCCAGAGGGCCUAAGAGAGAUGCUUGAUAGUGAUGAGUGGAAAGCGGAAAGACCUAGUAGGUAGCAUGAAAUAAGAAAGAGUCUGACUUCACGUUUCGUCUUGAUAUAUUGUUUGCUGUAUUGUUCUUACAACCUGGGAUCUCUCGUCAUGUUGUGUUGGUUUCCAUCGAUGGAUGGUGCUCGGUGAGGAAGGCGCGUUCGUCGUCGUGCCUCCCUCUUCCAGCACACCUCGUAAUCACACCCGCAUUCCCUACUCUCAUUCAUUCCCCACAUCUCUCGCGAUUACUUCCGUCUUGCUACCGCAUUCUGUCUACUUAUCUCAUCCACUGUAGCUUUCCUUUCGCCUCAAAUCAGUCUGCAACGGCUCUCACUUUCACUGAUCGAGCGGUCAACUUUGCCGCAGUCAUGACACCGCGGAAUCCUAGCACUACCUCGACUGACACUGGGCCGCAACGAAUGUCUUUCGCUACGGCUGAGGCACUGCUAUGGGGCCCGGAAUUGAGGAAGCAACAUGAGUGGCUUCUCGGGGAGAUGCGAGCACUUCAAGGUCAACAUGAAGCGUAUAACGCUCGAAUACAGACAACCGAAGCGGCCGCAGAAGCUGCAGAGGCGGCUACUUCUCGCAUGCGGCAUAUGGAACAACAGAUUGCGGCCAUGGGGGUGGUAGAUACCGACAAAACCUUCGAGAAGUGGGCCACGGGGGAGAUUACUCGAUUGAGGAACUUUGCAGAUAGGAAUCAGGCUGUCUACCAGAAGCAGAUUGAACUCGCGAAGGAAGUCUCGGUUGUCGCGGACGACUUUGAGAAGAUGAAAGAUGUGCCUAUUAGUCUCAAAGGUCUUGUACGACGUUUGGAACAUCUUGAGUCUGGUCGAAAACAGGAUGCGCAUCAGAUCAAAGCCCUCGAAAGGGAGAUUUUCAGCCUCAAGACUAUGCACCAGAACUCAGCCAUAAGCAACAUUAGCUCAAGGGCGAAUAUCAACCAUAGGUCAAUCUCUGGAAAAGCAAAUAGGCCACCGCAUGUAGAGGAUGUCGAAGACUUGGAUACUACGGAGACCGAGGACGAGGGACCCGUUCUUCCUCGAAGAUAUAUCGAGGAGCGAAUACAGGUGCCUCGAAGCCCUGAGGCUGGGCAGAACACCUCAGAUACUAUGUUUGGUACAUCACCUACUAGAUUCCAGCCAGCUGUAUCGGCUAGGCUUAGGCUCUUCAAGAGGCCCUCAAUUCAUAAUUCGAAGUUGCCGAGAGUACAUGAAGACGGACAGCACAGAGCGCCCGCCCCUAGACCAGAGCCGCAUGCGCCUAACCCUCCCGCGACACAAUUAGCCCAUAAGGCGAGCCCACGGAAAAGGAAGUAUCCAGACGAUGAGCACUAUACUCAGCGUAUGACCCGUUCUCAGGCCAAAGGUCAAGAAAAUGAUUCCAAACAGCCCCAACUUCUAGGGGCAGUCAAGAUCACCUCGACUGGGGCAUCCCAAGUGACCAGCAAAAGUCCGAUAAAGCGGACGAAGGCAGAUGUUGCUCUAGCACCAAGCAAACCGACUCCCAGCAAGUUGACACAAGUCAUUGCUUCGAGUCCGACAAAGCGAAAGAAGCCUAACGUUGCUCCACUUCAACAGCCAGUAGGCCCGCAAGCUGACAAUAGCAGCAUUUAUUUACCACAAAACGCAGCAGACCGAGUCAAGACUUCGCCCCGAAGAGCAGCAAUCAUAUCGCCAUCCAAAGCCCCAAUUCGGCUCAGCUGUAAUGCCUGUCAUCGAAAGAAGACCAAAUGCGAUCGUGCUCGACCAUUCUGUGGUCAAUGUGCAAAGCGCUCACAGCGGCACGCCUGUCAGUAUGUCCAGUCGCCUGUCGACGAGACUCAGAUAGUCUCAACAUUGCCAUCAAGCCCUUCGAAGAAGACCAUACAAGCAAAUGCGUCUGUAGAUUUGAGCCGACCCGGUUCUGCAAGAAGAGUAAUGCCAGAGAUCACCGAUUAUAACACCUACUUGAAAAUGAAAGCAGACAAAUCGAUUCUUUGAACAAUAUCUGAUUGAAGGCAA
This is a messenger RNA of Cucurbitaria berberidis CBS 394.84, 2105 nucleotides long. RefSeq lists its product as uncharacterized. Gene Ontology annotation, biological process: regulation of DNA-templated transcription. The transcript has 2 exons. Lineage: Eukaryota; Fungi; Ascomycota; Dothideomycetes; Pleosporales; Cucurbitariaceae. The record is from RefSeq and is a predicted model, not a curated record. Gene Ontology annotation, molecular function: zinc ion binding; DNA-binding transcription factor activity, RNA polymerase II-specific. Bases 471 to 2084 code for a protein of 537 amino acids.